AUGUCGCUUCCAAAGUUCAAGGUGGUACUGGUCGGCGAUCAAUCCGUGGGUAAAACUGCUGUAGUAGUGCGAUAUCUGAAAAACACGUUCGAAGAGAAGGCAGAGGCAACCAUCGGCAUGGACUUUCAAACAAAAACUGUGCAGCUGCUGAGUGGCAGCCAGAUUCGUCUUCAGCUUUGGGACACGGCGGGCCAGGAGCGGUUCCGCAGCUUGGUCAAUGGAUACAUCCGGGAUGCCGCUGCGGCUGUUGUGUGUUACGACGUGACCAGCCGCCAAUCUUUCGAGAGCACCACCCAAUGGAUCGAGGAAGUGCGCCAGUCUCGUGGCGAUGAUGUCCUCGUUUAUCUGGUGGGCAACAAGGUCGACCUCGCAGAAGAUCGUCAGGUCUCGCGUGCAGAAGGCGAGUCCAAGGCAGCAGAGGUCAAGGGACGAUUUGCUGAAACCAGCGCGCGGUCAGGAGAGAAUGUCCAAGAGCUCUUCAAGCAGCUUGGAGAGGCCCUGGCACAACGUGGUGAUGUCGGAGGGACCGUGAACCAAGCCAAGGAGAAACUCCAGCUUGGUGGGCAAGAGCAUGCCGAGAAAAAGAACAAGGCCUGUGCAUGUUGA
This is a messenger RNA of Symbiodinium natans, 606 nucleotides long. NCBI's taxonomy places the organism in Eukaryota, Dinophyceae, Suessiales, Symbiodiniaceae. The record is from the annotation of a GenBank genome assembly.